This is a messenger RNA of Naegleria lovaniensis, 1155 nucleotides long. RefSeq lists its product as uncharacterized. The record is from RefSeq and is a predicted model, not a curated record. Gene Ontology annotation, cellular component: actin cytoskeleton; Arp2/3 protein complex. The transcript has a single exon. Gene Ontology annotation, molecular function: actin filament binding. The coding region runs from base 1 to 1155 and encodes 384 amino acids. NCBI's taxonomy places the organism in Eukaryota, Heterolobosea, Eutetramitea, Acrasida, Naegleriidae. Gene Ontology annotation, biological process: Arp2/3 complex-mediated actin nucleation.
AUGUCCCUUCUCACCACCCAGAAAGUUCUUGUCCCUGCCAUCUCCUGUAUGGCUUGGAACGGCGAUAAGACUCGUUGUGCCAUAUCACCAGCAAACUCUGAAAUUUGGAUCUAUAAAACCAAUGGAAGUGAAGAUUUUGAUAAAUGGGAGAUUGAACAUAAACUUACCGAACACGAUCACUAUGUAACCGGUAUUGAUUGGGCACCCAAGAGUAACAAGAUUCUCUCUUGCUCUCAAGAUCGUAAUGCCUACGUCUGGGAAUUGAAAGGAAAUGAAUGGAAACCAACAUUGGUACUCUUACGUAUUACCAAGGCUGCUACUUGUUGUAAGUGGUCUCCCAAUGAAGACAAAUUCGCUGUUGGAAGUGCAGCCAAGAUGGUUUCCGUGUGCUUCUAUGAAGAAGUCAACAAGUGGUACAUUUCCAAGAUGAUUAAAAAGCACAAGAGUACCAUCAAAUCAUUGACUUGGCAUCCAUCCGACAAUACAUUGCUUGCUACUGGAAGUAGUGAUAUGAAGGCUCGUACUUUUAAUACCUAUAUCAAAGAUGUUGAUGGAAAGAGACCAGAAGGAAAGGUCAAGUUUGGAGAUUCUAUUGUAGAAUAUGCUUCAAAGGGAUGGGUUCAUGAUGUUCAAUUCUCUCCUAAUGGUAAAUGGUUGGCUUUCAUUGGACACGAUUCGACUGUUCAAUUUGUGGAUUAUGCUUCUCAGGAUCAAUCACAAGCUGACUCUCAACCCAUUGAAACUCAAGUCGUUCGUCAUGAAAAGUUGCCAUUCUAUCGUGGAUUGUUCCUUUCUGAUAAGGCUUUUGUUGCUGUAGGAUAUGAUUUUGCUCCCUAUGCUUUUGCUUUGGAAGGAAACAAGUGGGUAUUGAAGGGAUCUUGUGAUGAAAAGAAGUCUGCUGGAGCAGGUGCUGGUGCCGGUGGUGCUGGUGUGAGAAGUGCCUUCUUAAAGUUCCAAGCUCAAACAACAGUUGGUUCUCAAAAUGCCGAAAAGGAUGACAGUCCAACAACUCGUCAUCACAAUGCCAUCAACUCUAUUUGUCCAUUCAAAGUUGAAGGAGGUAAGGUGACCAAGUUUGUCACUGCUGGUUUGGACGGAAAGGUUUUGUUCUGGAACUCAAGUGAUAUUCAAAAGAAUCUUGGAUUGACUCUUUAA